Messenger RNA from Colletes gigas, 4350 nucleotides. RefSeq names its product ubiquitin carboxyl-terminal hydrolase 8-like. NCBI's taxonomy places the organism in Eukaryota, Metazoa, Arthropoda, Insecta, Hymenoptera, Colletidae. The transcript has 12 exons. The record is from RefSeq and is a predicted model, not a curated record. Gene Ontology annotation, biological process: protein deubiquitination. Bases 434 to 3427 code for a protein of 997 amino acids. Gene Ontology annotation, molecular function: cysteine-type deubiquitinase activity.
CGUUACUCGAUGUAGGAAAACGGUUAUAUACUUGAUUUUAACUGAAAAAAAUUUAUUUGUUCAGUCAAAGUGUUUACAAAAACUUGGCAUUUCGAUUAACAUAUAAAAAUGUUACUUCAUGCUAGUGUUUGUACACGGUUGUGAAAUACGGCAGCAAUGGAGUUUGUACGAUCACCAGAGUCGCGAUAACAGCACUUCGUAGCGAAUAAGUCAUCCAAUUUCAAUUACAUUAGUGAUUUCAUUGCUAACAUAUGUACCAGUUCGGCAAUAUGUAAACUUCGCAUUAAUCUUCUAGUUCCCUAGAACACAUCAUUUACAAAAACGCAAGUAUCCGACCUCGACUUGUUAAUUUAACCUGUUCACUGUUAAAUUAAUCGAAGGUUACCGUAGAAAAUAAUAUAACACCAUUUCUGUGUAUCAAACACCAACAAAAAUGACUGAGAAAACAGCUUUGAAAUACAACAGUGUAAACGAGCUGCAGCAAAAAGCAAAAAUCAAUUACAGAAGCAUGCAACCGUCUUAUGUUUACAUGAAGCUGCACGACUUGAGCACUUUGGCUGAAAACAAUAGGAAAAAAGGAGACGAAGAGAGCCAAUACAUCAUGCUGUUCCGAUGGUUAAUGUGUUUCAAUUGGUUGAAAAGCAUGCACGAGUAUAAGGAUGAUAAAAUGUUCACUUCUAUGAAACAGAUCAACGAAGUAAAGAAAAUACUUGAAGACUUGAAACAUAGGUUAGAUUCUCGAUACAAUCAACAACUAAAACAGAGAAAAUUGGACAAAAGCAAGAGCGCAGAGAAAAUGGACAUAGAUAACGAACCAAUAGUUGAUUCCUACAUGUCCCCGGUGGAUGGUCCAAUAAAUUUACCUGAAACGCCAACCAGGGAUCCAUUGGUCGGCGAUAACGAGGAAAUUAUAAACUGCGAUCAGCUGUUCCCAUUAGUGCAGGAUAUUUACGGCAGAUAUUUGAUCAUCGACAUCAGGGCGAAAUCUGAAUUCGAAAAUUCGAGGAUAUCAUCCACCAAGUGUGUUAACAUUCCGAGAAGCGAGAUAAAAUCUGGUCUGUCGGCUAUGCAUUUUGAGAAAUAUCUUCAUAAAGACAAGAAAGCUCUGGAUUUGUAUCGGCACAGAGGCUCUCAAUAUGUCGACGUUACAAUUUUGAUGGACUGGAAUACAUCGAGUAAAACUUUAACGACCGAUAGUCAUUUGAACACGUUGAGGAAGAUUUUAGAGAAUUGGGACCCCGGCAUUAGGCACACGAAAAUCACGAUAUUAGAUGGGGGUUAUGCAGAGUGGGUAACUCGUUACCCAGCAUUUACAACAAAUCCCAAUAUCCCCGAGCCUGUCGUGAACGACGAUAUUAUGAACGAGAUGUUAGAUGAUAUAGAGUAUCCUGAUUGGAUACAUUCGGACGACGAAGAUAGUAUUAAUAAAACGCGCGAGAGUAAAGGAAUUAGUUUAAAACCUGUAAAUAAGAAGGACAGAACGUCGAAAGCGAACGUUCUAAACAAUAAAAUAUUGUUCAAACACGGGGAUUCGGAAUCGAGCAACAAUGCUUAUGCUAUGCGAUCCAACAAUUCCGUGAACGCUUCGAUCGAAGCGGACAAAAUUCCUGCGGACGUUAGCAUGAAGCAAUACAACGAAACUUCGUUGAAACUGCAACGCAAAGAUUCGUCGAUCGCGAUGAAGAAAAAUGACGUGCCGGCGAAACCGACCGUUGAUCGUAGCAACAAACCAGUUUCCUUGGACCCGGUCACCUCCGAAUCUCAAACGGUGCUGAAGCUAAUGAGACAACUGAACGAGGUUGCGAAAAGUAAAGAAGCCUUGGAGCAAGAAAUUUUGGAACAGGAACGUGCUAUGUACGUGCAACACGGUAUCAAGUACAAAGGUUCGAACGAGGAGGAAUACAUUCGUGGUGCGUUGAAAUCGCUGGGCUCGAAACUAGAAGAGAAGGAUACGGAGUACAAGAUAGUCGAGGAUGAACUCGCCAAGUAUUACACGAAAGUCGAGUCGAUAAAAUUUAAUUCGACCGAAAAGAAUGAGAAGAGCAAUUUAGAUUUCAAUCUUCUAAAGUUAAAAUUACGCAUGAAGGACACGACCGCGGCUCGAAACAAAUUACAAGAAAAAUCUAGAAAGAACGACUAUAAGGAAGCAUCAGGGAAGGAAAACGAGGGCAACGUUCACAAAGAACCACUGAAAACGGAGAGUCCGUCGAUGGGCAGUAGCUUGGAACGUUCCUAUUCCAGCCCAAAUUUGCUACAGUUGAUAGAUCGUAAAGCACCGCAAGUGGACAGGACAUCGAAACCACAGGCACCUACGUACAGUCAAAAUGGAUCUUUCAGCACCGACAAUAAAAUGUCCCACAUCAGUUGGACGAAUCGCGAAGAAAGAAUGACACCGGUUCACGGAAGCGUACAUCCAGGUAUUACAGGGUUGAAGAACUUAGGAAACUCCUGUUAUAUGAACAGCAUUAUACAAUGCUUGAGUAAUACAACCCACUUAGCUAAAUAUUUUACGGACAAUUUGUACGCCGAUGAUUUGAACACGAAUGACGAUAACGGCACGCAGUGUCAAGUCGUGGAAGAGGUUGCUCAAGUAAUUAAAGCACUCUGGCGAGGUCAAUACAAGAGCAUCUCCCCUCACGAUCUGAAGAUCGCUGUGGGGCAAUAUAAAUUGCAAUUCGAGAGUUACGAGCAACAAGAUUCCCACGAAUUCUUGACGUUUUUGUUAGACUGGAUGCACAACGACCUGAGGAAGAAUUGCAAGGCACCGUUAGAAAUGACCGUUGCCGAAGAAGCGUGGGAUAAAGCAAUGAACUCACAGAAAUCCAUAAUAUCCGACCUCUUCUUCGGUCAACUAAGAUCGACCAUAACUUGCAGCUUCUGCAAGCAGAUUAGCACGACGUACGAGACUUUUAAUAGUUUGACAACUUCGCUGCCACACUCGAAUCGGUGCACGUUGAACGAUUGUAUUCUAAGGUUCGUGACUGGGCAAAAGGUAGUCGGAUGGAAGUGUCCAAAAUGUCAGACGGCGCGCGAGGCUAUGAAGAAAUUCGAUUUUGUAAAACUGGCGCCAGUGAUUGUGAUACAUUUGAACCGUUUCGCGGAGAGCGGCGGUUGGCUCGAGAAACGAAACACCGCGGUAGACUUUCCUCUCACAGGUUUCAAUUUGAAACCACAUCUGGUUAUGGACAACAAUACACCGACGACUUCAAACAUGCGUAGCUACAGUUACAGUUUGUACGCGAUGUCUAAUCAUUACGGAACCAUGGAGGGCGGUCACUACACAGCUUUUUGUAAAAAUGCUGCACAGAAUAAAUGGUACAAAUACGAUGACCAAACGGUCACGGAAGUCACUGAGAAUCAAGUGAGGUCUCAGAAUACCAGCGCCUAUCUGCUAUUUUAUACGUCAUUUUCAAGCAACAUUAUUUAGUAUUAAUAUACAGAUACCAAUGGGCACGGUUCACAAGUAAAUUGAUUACUUAAAUAGUCAUAAAUAUUACGUGACAAUGUAGAUAUUAAAUAUCUUUUGUAUGUACAUUUAUUAAAUAUAUCAUGUGAUUUGUACGCAUAGGACUGUGACGACAGUAAAAAGGCUUGGUUGGUGUUGGGAUAUGUUAAAAAUAUGUAAAUAAAUAACGUUAAACCCGACUACUUGUUACGGCACGUCGUUCAAAAUAAUAUCAAAUAGUUGACAGAUUAAUUUAAAAAAAUGCAUCGCGAAUGUGUCUAGCCAUUGCAAUGUACUUUGUACUGUACCCCAAUAUAUUUCAGUAAUGUUGUUUCACUCUGUACCUUUAUGCAUGAAUUAUUGUAACUUAAUUGUUUUACUGUUUACUUGUGUUGUCGCUCAUAAACACAGUAUUUCUCGUUUAACGCGAUGGUAACUACCUUUCUCUCGCAGUCUUCUAUCUGCUAAUAUUUAAUUUGCACGCUCUUUCAAAUCAUUUGAAUCUUCUCUUAUUUCGAGACAAUCAACAAAAGAUAACUCUGGCAAAACUUUAUUUUACGCUUUAUACUAAGAAUUUGUUUUCCCCUAAUCUUUUAUGCAUCAGUAUUUUGCAACAUAUAAAAUUCAAUGCAACACAACGGCGUUGUUAUGUACAUAUAUAUAACGAGAAGCAAAUAAAAGAAAUAAUAGUAAAAGAUAUUGUUCCUUUUGGAGAACUAGUUGAUCACAUUUUACACAGCAAUCGUGAGAUACUGUUUUAUAUGACAUUCGAUAUAUCUGUGACACGGAAAGAAAAAUUGUUUAAACGCGUAUGAGAAUACGCGAAUUGUGUUCAAUUAUUGCUAGUGCUUGCAAAAUUGUUAACAACUUGCGCAACAUUUAUUAAAUAUGAAUGUUUCCAAAGU